This is a messenger RNA of Psilocybe cubensis, 603 nucleotides long. RefSeq lists its product as uncharacterized. The transcript has 5 exons. The record is from RefSeq and is a predicted model, not a curated record. Bases 1 to 603 code for a protein of 200 amino acids. NCBI's taxonomy places the organism in Eukaryota, Fungi, Basidiomycota, Agaricomycetes, Agaricales, Agrocybaceae. Gene Ontology annotation, biological process: small GTPase-mediated signal transduction. Gene Ontology annotation, molecular function: GTPase activity; GTP binding.
AUGCGCCAAGGCGGUGCGCCUGUUUACACGCACAGGGCAGAGGCCGUUGGUAAUCCCUGGCAUUCAAGUUCCGCUUUAAAACGGUGGUAUCAUACAUUCGUUGACGGGGCCGCUUUGCUCACAACCAUCCCCCCUGCUCGUCGCCAGCCCCGCUCCCCAGCAUCUAAUACAUCUAUUCACGCACGUCGCCGCACAACCGCCCCCGAGAACCAUGUCGGAAAUCAAAGGAACCUUGUCAUCGUUGGUGAUGGUGCUUGCGGAAAGGUAUAUGUACCAACCGUGUUCGAGAACUCUGUUGCCAAUGUCGAGGUCGACGCUCGUCAAGCUUUGAUGUGCCAUACCUAUGCCUGCCUGCCUCUCAUUCUCGUCGUCUGCAAAACAGAUCUCAGACCUGACUCCCGUGUGAUUGAGGAGUUUAGAAUGACGAGCCGUAACCCCCUCAAAGAGGGUAUGGCAGUCGCCCAGAAGAUCGGGGCAAAGCACUACCUCGAAUGCUCCGCCAAGUCGGGUGAAGGCGUCCGCGAAGUCUUCCAGUACGCCACCCGCGCCGCACUGCUCAGCAGAGGAAAGGGCAAGAAGAGCCACCAUUGCAUCGUGUUGUAG